CCCACCCACCUUGGUGAUUUCGAAUGAUAAAAGACAAGACAGGACACCAGAUGAUAGUCCUUAUCUGCAGCAAUUAAUUUUCACCCUAAACCCGUUAAAUUCGCCAGAUUCGCCGAGGGUGUCGACUCGAGGACGCGAGCGAGGUCCGGCAACAGCAACAAAUUGGCCAGCACCACUUUGCUGUUAAUUUGCUCCAAUGGAGGGUUCAACACCGAGAAUCAUGUCCAAGAAGCAAUCCGGAAUGACAGCAUCGCAAAGUUCAAUCACCAAUGCUAUCUCACAAAUUGGAUUAAACCCGCCCGGGAGCAUUACUCCCAAUAUUACCUCAAGGGAACGGGAAGAACGGGGACGUCUUCUCCGGGAGAAACAGAAUGAAGAUCGGGCUAAAAAGCUGGAAGAACUCAAGCAGCAGGCUAUUGCGGCUCAGAAAUACCGAGAGCAGAAAGAAAUAGAGAGGCGUCAACGCAUUGAAGAUAUGAGGUCAAAAGACUCCGAGAGACGAAACCAAGUUGAAGAACGAAAGAGGGUGCUGUGGGAAGCCGAGCAGGAAAAAAGAGACGCCAUACUCAGGAAAGCACAGGAAAGAGAAGCUCGACUUCAAGCCAAAAGACGGAAUGAGCGAAGUUCUCUUGUGUUUGCGUUCGGCAGCUCAACGCCAAGGAUGCUUGAUCCAGUUACCUCCACUUCAUUUUGGGGCCGCAGGGCGGCAUCAACCAUUAAUGUUGGCUGCUACAAUGCACCACUGACACGUCGGAUGUCCGAACGAGAGCUCAACUUUGACAGCAACAGCAAGAAACAACGAGCUACCUCAGCUCAUGUGCUUCACCGCAAACCUGAUGAUAGUGAUGCAGAUAAAACUGACGCGGGUGAGAGACAAACGUUUGAUCACUUACCAUUAACUUCAUUUACCCCGAACGUACGAAAAAUGAAAACCGAUUUGACACCAACACUCACAUCACCUGCGCGUGAGACCGGCAGAUCUUUCUUCUUGCGCUCUGCAGGUACAACACCAUCAGUGUCUCGUCCCCAAAGUGCCAUAAGCAAUGUGGGAGAAGACAAGCAUCCAAGCGUCAUCCACAGACCCAGAUCCUCAGUCAAACCGCGGCCUAACAGUAUCGCUGUUUCCGGAAUCAAUUUGUCUAUAGCUGUGUCAAAGGAGUUGAAGAACAUAGACGGUAUAGGUCCAGAGUCCAAGAAUCUAGCUUCUUCUUCACGAAGUAGUUCCUCGUCGAGCACACCAAUGAAGUCAUCUACUAAAUCCAACCCACCGCCUUCGAGGAGCGAGGCAAAAACAGUCCCUACCACUCCCUCAGAGCAGAAGAAACCACCAAUCAAGCCGACUAAACCUACGCAGAAGACCAAUACUGUCCCAAGUGCUAAAACUUCUACGGGUCCGGCAGUUGCACCAGAGGUCUUGUCAGAUGCACCAGUGGGUUCGUCGGAUGUCCCAGUGACUUUGCCAGAUGACCCAGUGGUUUUGACUGAUACACCAAUGGAACCAGUUGAAGAGGUGCAAUCAAUCAAAAAUUUCCCUGAAGCUGACCAGCAGCAGCAACAGGAAGAACAGAAUGAGCCACCUCCCGAGCCAGCUACGCCAGUAGCAGCCCCUGCCGAAGUCGAGAACGGCAAGGAAGAAUUACCUGAAUGUGAUAUGACCUCUUCUUUUACUUCAAAGAAAAUUGCAAGUGAGGAAGAGGCAAAGGCAGCUCUCACUGAACGUAGGCGGCAAAUUCGUGAACAGCAGGAGAGAGAAGCUCAGCUGGCCAAGGAAAUGAAGGCCCGCCAGCUUGAAAAGGAGGCGGAGGAGAAGCAGAAGAGAUUGGAAGAAGCAAAAGCAAGACGAGAAGAGUACAACAGACAGGAAGAGCUGCGAAGACAAGAGGAGCAGCGACGGAAAGACGAGGAGGAGCGGUUUCUGAAAGAACAGGCAGAAAGAGAGGCAGAGGCCCAAAGAAAGGAGGAAGAGCAAAGACAAGCUCUCGAGAGAGAACAGGAAAAGAAAGCACAAGAGGAGGCCGAGAGACAACGACAAGAAAUUGCAGAGCGUCUCAGGAAGGAAGAAGAAGAGCGAGAAGAGAGGAGAAAGAGGGUAGCAAUGAUCAUGUCCAGGACCAGGAAGGGCGAAAAGAAUGCCCCGGUUAUUUCCAAUAAGGAUGGAGCAGAGGAGACUGAGGGAAGAGUCAGCCCUAGUGAUAAUGUAGAGAGUGCUAAAUCAAUAAGUAAUAAUAGGGAUGUUAUGGAUAAAUCAGUUUGCCAGCCAGCUUCUGACAUCAUCAUGGGAGACGUGAUGCUCGUUAAUUCUAUCCCUCAAGAAACAAAUGGUCACAAAAAUGAAUGACAGUGGCAAGCUCCAACUCAUUCAGUUUUGUGAAUACUUGGCUUGACCCUGUACAGAUUGAAAAAGUAAGAAAAUGUUAUUAUUCUGCAAGAACGGUUAUAUUUGUGCUGCUCUUGGUACGCUUGCUGUACCGUUUAAACAAAGUAUCACAAAUCUGGUAAAAAAAAACAACAACAACAA
Neocloeon triangulifer is the source of this 2518-nucleotide messenger RNA. RefSeq names its product ensconsin-like. The record is from RefSeq and is a predicted model, not a curated record. Gene Ontology annotation, biological process: microtubule cytoskeleton organization. NCBI's taxonomy places the organism in Eukaryota, Metazoa, Arthropoda, Insecta, Ephemeroptera, Baetidae. The transcript is spliced from 14 exons. Bases 197 to 2338 code for a protein of 713 amino acids. Gene Ontology annotation, cellular component: microtubule cytoskeleton.